Parathielavia appendiculata is the source of this 1206-nucleotide messenger RNA. RefSeq names its product lytic polysaccharide monooxygenase. NCBI's taxonomy places the organism in Eukaryota, Fungi, Ascomycota, Sordariomycetes, Sordariales, Chaetomiaceae. The coding region runs from base 97 to 1047 and encodes 316 amino acids. The transcript is spliced from 2 exons. The record is from RefSeq and is a predicted model, not a curated record.
UUCUCACUUCGAUUCUUGUCCUUCCUUGCUGUCCUCCACGCUUGAAGCACCACUCGCCUGACAUACCGACAUCUCAUCAACGAAUCUCUAGCUGCCAUGUAUCUCAACGCGGCUACGCUUGCCCUGGCCUUCGCCAGCGGCGCCGCUGCCCACGCUACCAUGUACGGCGUUUGGGUGAACGGGGUCGACCAAGGCGACGGCAGGAACGUCUACAUUCGCUCCCCUAACACCAACAGCCCUGUCAAGGACCUCUCGAGCCCCAACCUGGUUUGCAACGACAACGGUGCCAAGGCCGCCGGCUCCUUCAUCCAAGCCGCUGCCGGCGACACCCUGUCGUUUGAGUGGUACCACAACUUCCGCAACGACGACAUCAUCGACGGCUCGCACAAGGGUCCCAUCAUCACCUACAUCGCCCCCUACACCGAGGGCAACGGUGCCCAGUCCAUCUGGACCAAGAUCGACGAGGCCGGCUAUGACGGCUCUACCUGGGCCGUCACAAAGCUCAUCGCCAACAAGGGCAAAUAUGACUUCAAAAUCCCGGCCAACCUUGCCGCCGGCCGGUACCUGUUUCGCCAGGAGAUCAUUGCCCACCAUGAGUCCGACACUGCGUACAAUGUCAACCCGGCCCGCGGUGCCCAGUUCUACCCCAGCUGCGUGCAGGUCGAGGUGACGGGCUCCGGCUCUGCUGUCCCCGACCAGAACUUCAACUUCAACACCGGCUACACCUACGCGGACCCGGGCAUCGUCUUCAAUCUGUACGCCAGCUUCAGCAGCUACCAGAUCCCCGGCCCCAAGGUCUGGACCGGCGCCGGCUCGGGCUCCUCUCCCGCGCCCUCGUCGGCUGCCAGCCCGAGCUCCUCUUCUGCUGCCGCCGCCACCUCCACCUCUGUGGCCGCUGUCUCUACCACCACGGCUCCCAGCUCAGUCGUCGUCGUCCCGACUACCACCGCCGCCGCUUCCACCACGUUCGUGACCUCGACCGCACAGCCCUCCCCGACCAAGUGCCCGGGUCGCCGCCGCAGGAGGUCUACCCGCAGGAGGCUCUAAAUUGGGAGGGUAUUCAGCACUCCACCUGAUUCGGCCGCUCACUGUUCUCUUUUCUACUGAUGUUGGGAAUACUCUCAAGACCACCCAUGGCUCGGGCUGUGCUCGAGCUUGCUGUCGUCGAGAUGACUUCUAUCUUGUCGCUGUGCGCGUAGUUAAGCG